CAUUGCUAACUUCGUCCCCAAAAUGGGAGAAACAGUGACAUUUACCUUUAAUGAAAGGUCACAUGCAAUUGUCUCCAUGUUUUAUGCUUAUCCACCGUAUCUAAUUUUAAUCAUAUAUAAUAUGGUCACAACAUAUACAAGCCACUACUAUAUAUAUUCUAGUUUUGCAUGAGAGAUUUUUUUAAAGAAUUAAACUUUUUGGAAGUGAAUUAAAUUAGUAUUAUUUGUUCUUUUAUUCAUCUUAACAUGGGAAAAUCAAAUAGUUCUAAUUCUAAGGGAUUUUGGAAGGGAGGGUUUGGAAUAGUUUUGCCAAUGAUGAGAAAAUUACUAAACAAAACAAUAUUGUCAUCACCAUCAUCAUCAUCAUUAUCAGCAUCAUCAUCACAUUAUUCUAGUAGAAAAGGGGUGAAGCGAGGUCAUUUUGUUGUGAUUGCAACUCAAGGGUGGAAACCAGAGAGAUUUUAUAUUGAAUUAGGAUAUUUAGAUGACCCUGAAUUUGUGAAAUUGUUGAAGCAAGCUGAAGAAGAGUUUGGUUUCUCUCAAGUUGGAGCACUUGCAAUUCCUUGUGAACCAGAUGAGUUGAAGAGAAUCAUUGGAAGGAAAAAGCACAUCAACAACAACAAGGGUAUUAAUAUUACUUGUUAGGUAAAAUUGAGAUAAAUAAAUUUAUGUCACAUACAUAUAUUGUUGUAUCUUUCAAUUUGUUGUAACAUUCCCUUAAGAGUUGUCUCUAUCUAAUCGUUGGAUUCUCUACAAUAUUGUACUUUUUUUAUUGUUUUAGGUUGUUAUACAUGCACAUUUUUUAUUUUUAUUGAUUAGUGAACUAGAUGAUGGACUUACAUGCAAUAAGAUAAGAUAGUGGUUUUAUUGAUGUAUUUGUGCCCCUGUAAUGUAAGUAUAAUAUAAUUAACAUGCAAGUGCAAGAGGGCUAAAUAUAAUAUAAUUAACUUGAUGUAUUUGGUUACUUUUAAAAA
This is a messenger RNA of Cicer arietinum (chickpea), 974 nucleotides long. RefSeq names its product auxin-induced protein X10A-like. Lineage: Eukaryota; Viridiplantae; Streptophyta; Magnoliopsida; Fabales; Fabaceae. Gene Ontology annotation, biological process: response to auxin. The record is from RefSeq and is a predicted model, not a curated record.